This is a messenger RNA of Cuculus canorus (common cuckoo), 3442 nucleotides long. It is a transcript of the gene PIP4K2B, whose product is annotated as phosphatidylinositol-5-phosphate 4-kinase type 2 beta. The transcript has 10 exons. The coding region runs from base 69 to 1337 and encodes 422 amino acids. The record is from RefSeq and is a predicted model, not a curated record. NCBI's taxonomy places the organism in Eukaryota, Metazoa, Chordata, Aves, Cuculiformes, Cuculidae. Gene Ontology annotation, biological process: phosphatidylinositol metabolic process. Gene Ontology annotation, molecular function: phosphatidylinositol kinase activity.
CCAUGCGCUGGUAGCUGAGGGGGGGGGCUCGGUCCGGUUCCCGGUGCCGCUGCCGGUCCGGGUCCGUCAUGGCCUCGAACUGCGCGGGGGGUUCGGCGGCGGGGAGCGGCGGGGCCACGCUGGGCUCCGUCCUGAGCGCCAGUAAAACCAAAACCAAGAAGAAACACUUCGUCUGCCAGAAGGUGAAGCUGUUCCGGGCCUCGGAGCCGCUGCUCAGCGUCCUCAUGUGGGGGGCGAACCACACGAUCAAUGAACUCAGCAAUGUUCCUGUCCCUGUCAUGUUAAUGCCUGACGACUUUAAAGCCUACAGUAAGAUUAAGGUGGACAAUCAUUUAUUCAACAAGGAAAACCUGCCAAGUCGCUUUAAAUUUAAGGAGUAUUGUCCACUGGUGUUCCGAAACCUCCGAGAAAGAUUUGGGAUCGACGAUCAAGACUACCAGAACUCAGUGACACGAAGCGCCCCGGUGAACAGCGACAGCCAGGGCCGAUGCGGGGCCCGGUUCCUCACCACCUAUGACAGGAGGUUUGUCAUUAAGGCAGUGUCGAGUGAGGACGUAGCAGAGAUGCACAACAUCUUAAAGAAGUACCAUCAGUUCAUUGUGGAGUGUCACGGGAACACCCUCCUGCCCCAGUUCCUGGGCAUGUACCGGCUCACCGUGGACGGGGUGGAAACCUACAUGGUGGUUACCAGGAACGUGUUUAGUCACAGGCUGACUGUGCACCGAAAAUAUGACCUGAAGGGCUCAACAGUAUCCAGGGAAGCAAGCGAUAAAGAGAAGGCCAAGGAUCUGCCGACGUUCAAGGACAACGACUUCUUGAAUGAAGGUCAGAAGCUGCAUGUUGGAGAAGAGAGUAAAAAGAACUUCCUUGAAAAGCUGAAGCGGGAUGUGGAGUUUUUAGCUCAGCUGAAGAUUAUGGACUACAGCUUGCUGGUUGGGAUCCACGAUGUUGACCGAGCAGAGCAGGAAGAGAUGGAAGUGGAGGAUCGGGCAGAGGAUGAAGAGUGUGAGAACGAUGGUCUCGGAGGCAACCCCAUUUCCUCCUACGGCACGCCCCCCGACAGCCCCGGGAACCUCCUCAACUACCCUCGCUUCUUUGGGCCAGGAGAGUUCGAUCCUUCUGUUGAUGUCUACGCGAUGAAAAGCCACGAAAGUGCCCCCAAGAAGGAAGUGUACUUCAUGGCUAUUAUAGACAUUCUUACACCAUACGAUGCGAAGAAGAAAGCUGCACAUGCUGCCAAAACAGUGAAACAUGGGGCUGGGGCAGAGAUCUCCACCGUGAACCCUGAGCAGUACUCUAAACGCUUCAACGAAUUUAUCUCCAAUAUCCUGACAUAGUUGUCUUCAGCCUUCAGCAAGAAACGAAGAGAAGAGGGGCUACUUCCAAACAGAGAACGCAGCCUGUGACACUAAAACAGACACUGUAGCAGCAUGUGGGGUGUGCGUGUGUGUGUGCGCGCGUGUGCAAGAGUGAGUGUAUGGCACUGCGUGACUUAAAAAACUAAUUCUAGGUGCACCCUCCAACAGUCCACUUGACCCAGGUGGAAAAGUGGGUUUUUAUGUUACAGAAGUGCCCAGACAUAGAUUUGAGGGCUUUUUAAAACCAAGAAAAGUGCAUUGUUUCAGCACUGCUCUUUCUAAUGACGUUUUCUCCUCUCUGAUCCAGAGAAUCCCGUAGGGAUGUGAUACGUGGCACUGUAUGAAAGGGGUUGCUCUAGAUCAUGUUCAGUGGCAGCAAAGCAGUGCCUGAUUCCACAAACACCUACUUUUGUUUUUUUAUUGGACUGUCUUUAACCAGAAAGACAUACAAACCCUUUUAUUUCCCUCUUGGUAGGAAUUGGAAGGAAAAUAGCUCAUCAUUUCAAGGACGGAAAAUAUUACUCUGAUAAGGAGGAGUCGCUGAACUUUAGGUAAAUUCAGACUGGGACACUUUAUAUUUUUUGGUUAAUUUAAGUAAUAAAAACUUUUUUUUUUUUCUUUUGUAACUGCACUUGAUUUACAAGAAAGACAAGGGGAAUGAACAUCUACCAAAGAUGAUUGCUUAAAAAGGUGUAACUCCUAGAGCCUAAAAAUACAGUGUGAGAAGUGGUAGAAGCAUUGAACAACCUCAGACAAUAACAUGCUCGGAGCCAUUGUGUUUUAAAUUGGCCAGCUAUGAAGAUUUCAUAAAAGAGGUAAAAAAGGCUUUUUGUAUUUGUAGAUACGGGAUAGUAGCGACUAUCCGGAACGUUUCCCUGUCAUGCCUCGGUCAGGAAUUGCCGUCUCUCUUAGAUUAGAGCUUCUCAUCAUGGUUCUGCCAGUGUUAAUCUAGCUAAUGUUCAGUCUUCCUUACUCGCCCGAUCUGCAACAGGUACUUGAAUUUGUGUCCUGACAGAGGUUCUUUGGUUCGUUGGUUUGGUUUUUCCAUGGCAAUGUGACUUGCACACGAAGGCAUUGGACUCGCUACCAGUGGGGAGUGCUGGGAGCUGUGACUGUGGAGCAAGUUCCACUGCUCAAGAGGACUCGGGACUUGAGCCAUGAUUAUUUUUACUCUUCUCUGCUCCAAACCCCUCUCUAGAGCGACAGCCGAGGAGUGGAAGUGGUUGAACAUUCGCAUCAGAUUAUUUUCCCCCCCCUUAAGGAUUUGGAACUGAUACGCGUGAUUGAAUAACGUCCUGUUCUGUCUCUGGAACGCUUGUAAUAUUUUUCACAGUCAAGCUUGUCAGACUUGCUUUGGGUUUUGUUAGCUCUGCUGCACAACGGUUACGGAUCCUUCGGUUCUUUUUUUAAUGUUCUUUUUCUUUCUCAGCAGGAUUUAGUGUUUCGAACAAACCUCUUGCAGUUGAAACAUGUUGCUUAUCUGCCUUGAAACUGUUUUCACAUAUGCCUUUGUUUCGGGAAUAAGCUGUUUCGAAUGUCUGUCCUGUGCUGUAACGCGUGCUACAGUUCGCUGUGUGGAAUUUGGUCCUUUUGAAAGAUAACUGGUGCUCAUCACAUCCCGAUAAUUCCCCUAGACUAAUGCUAGCUCUGGUCUGGAUUCAGAAUGUGGGCUUGGGGUUUUUUGAUGUUCAUACCCACAUUUGUGAUGUGAAUCCCACAGGUCUCAACUUCAAAGGGGACAAAAGGGGGCUAAAGCCUCAGCCCACGAGAGUGCACUGUAAAUAGUCUUGAAGAAAUCAAAAAUUAGUAUUAGGGGUCAUAACGAAUCUUUUUAUUCAUUCAUGGGUCAUUCCCUUUGACUGGGGACAGAUUCCUUCUGCCGCUGCAGUCCAGUCCCUGCGUAAUGCGGGGUAACGCACCGCGUCUGGGAGGUUGGGGAGUUGCGUGUCUUAAGGCGUGUCGCAGGAAAAGCCACAAAACAGAUGCAGCUGUGAGGAUACUGUAAAAAAAGGGAGGACUUGGAGGGUAUCAUCAGCUUCAUUUUGUGAGUGUUAUGUCAGUUUUCUCUUAAAUGAUAGUUUUCU